Molecule: messenger RNA, 1236 nt
Organism: Emericellopsis cladophorae
Lineage: Eukaryota; Fungi; Ascomycota; Sordariomycetes; Hypocreales; Bionectriaceae
Exons: 9
Coding region: 1-1236 (411 amino acids)
Source: RefSeq, a predicted model, not a curated record
AUGUCGAAUUCUGGGCCAUCGUCGCCGCCGCGUCGGCUGGAGGACAUGGACCCUGACUACAUCAAGGAAUCCAACUUUGGCGACAUGAUGGCCGUAAAUGGCGUCGUGCACGGUAUCGCCAUGCUUGUUUUCAUCCUUCGAAUCUACACGCGCGGCUUCAUGAUCAAAUCGUUUGGCUACGACGAUGCGAUGAUGAUCCUCGCCUGGGCCUUCCUCUUCUGCGGCGGUAUGGUAGCACAGAUCUACGCCGGAUAUAACGGGGCUCUCGGCCGCCACAAAGACGCGGUCAUGGCCACAGAUCCUUCCUUGAUGGAAGUGUACGGCAAGAUGUCUUUCGUCCAAGGCAUCUGCGUGACAGUGACGGCCAACUGCUUGCUGAAGCUGUCCAUCGGCAUGUCCCUCUUACGUCUCAACUCCAACAAAUGGUAUAGACGGAUUGUUUGGGGCCUCAUCCUCUUUGUGAUUUGCUACUUGAUCGAGGGCAUCGCCACCGUCAUGUCGUACUGCGAUUCGCUCGAGGCGCAUUGGGACCCCAAGGUGAGGGAGACGGCAAAAUGCUACUCGGAGGACCUGCGCAACACUUUUGGCACCAUGAACACCGCGUUCAAUGUUUUUACCGACGUCAUGUUCGCCAGCGUGCCAGUCCCCAUGCUGUGGACUCUUCAGACCAAGCUCAAAGUGCGCCUGUACUUGAUCGGUAUUUUCAGCUUGGGUUAUCUCACCGUCGCCGUCGGCUUGGUCAAGAUGUUCUACCAGCUUACAGGUCGUGACGACCCAGACAAGACGUUCAACAACAGGGUCCAAUUCUAUGGACUUCUCCAACUCAACGUCGGCAUCCUCACCGCGUGCGCCCCGAUGAUCAAACCACUUGUCGCGAAAACACUCGGAAUCCAGUCCUCGUCCGCCGUCUCCACGGCGCCCGUCUACGCCAGCAGCAGGAGCAGGCAAAGGCCCAACCCCGCGGGCUACGUCCGCGAGGACGGCGACCACGCCUUCGAGCUCGCCAAGUACGACGACGGACAGUAUCACACAACCACCAUCAGGGGGGGAGGAGGCGGCAGCGAUGCCAACAAAAACACCAUCAUCACGUCAUUGCAUAUCGGUGAUGACUUUCUGCUCAUCGCCUCUGCGAAAUGGUGCGUCUACAAAUUUGAUCUGGCGUUGGAAUCUGUCGAGGUGCUGGCAGAGGUGCACAGCGAGUACUCGGGCAGCCUCGCACACGAUCCGAGCUCAUGA